This is a messenger RNA of Mixia osmundae IAM 14324, 3570 nucleotides long. RefSeq lists its product as uncharacterized. The coding region runs from base 64 to 3165 and encodes 1033 amino acids. Gene Ontology annotation, molecular function: DNA binding. The record is from RefSeq and is a predicted model, not a curated record. The transcript has 3 exons. Lineage: Eukaryota; Fungi; Basidiomycota; Mixiomycetes; Mixiales; Mixiaceae.
GUCGACGAGUGCGGCAUCAGCAUCAGCAUCAGUAGGUGCUUCACUGUGAGCUACUCGCCCGGCAUGGACCAGAACGGUCGCAGUCUGAGUAGGGGCAGCCAGCACGAGUACAAUGGCAGCGCUUCGGGCAGUCGUCCUUCAAGCUCGAUGAGCUUCAAUCGCCCUGGCGUACCACCUCUGCAAGCCCAGCCAAGCAGCCAAGAAUGGCAAAUGAUGCAGCAACAGCGGGCCUAUCAAGCUGCUCAGCAACAGGCGCAGCAGCAGCAGCAGCAGCAGCAGCAGCAGCAGCAGGCACAGCGAAUGACGCCGCAGACUCAGAGCAGUGUGACCGGCGAAAUGCCUGGGAUGGCCUAUAGCGAUCAGAUCAUGCGCAUGCACAUGGCCCAACAACAACAGCAGCAGCAGCAACAGCAGCAGCAGCAAGCUCAGUCGCAUCCACAAGCUGGACCCAGCGCACAAUUCUCGCCCCCGCCGAGGCAAGCUAGCCCCGCCUCUGCAUUUGCUCAGCGUACGCCCAAUCAACAGCCAGGUGGCGGGUUCCUCACGCAACAGCAGCAACAACAGAGACAGACGCAGCUAGCCAUGCAGGCUAUGUUGCCCAACGGAUUCGGUCCAGCCUACCGUGACUUCAUGAACCAGAAAGGCACGCCCAGCUCGCAAAUACCCGUCAUAGAAGGCCAGCCUGUACACCUGGAGCGCCUCUUCAUGGUCGUUGCCAAGCUGGGCGGUAGUGCUAGCGUGACACAGUCCAAGCUUUGGGGCAUGGUCGCCACCUACUGCGGAUUCCAGAGGUUGCCCUCGGAGAACCAACAAGAGCACGCACAUCCACAGGAUCGCAUCGCAGCACUCAUCAGAAUCUUCCAGACCUCCCUGGCUGGAUUUGAGGCCAUGAUCAGGCAACGCUUCCUGUCCCUUCAGCAACAACAACAACAACACCAACAGCAACAACAGCAGCAACAACAGCAGCAGCAGCAGCAGCAGCAGCAGCAGCAGCAGCAGCAGCAGCAGCAGCAGCAGCAACAACAGCUUCGUCCCGUGUCGCAAGGACAGGCAGUCUCAGCCAAUGCGUCAAUGCAGCGGCCUCAGACCAUGCCGCCAAACUCGCAGCAGGCUAGCUUUGCCAACCCCAAUAUGUCGUCUCACAGUGGACCGCAAGGACCGUCCGUCUAUCAAAGUCCUCGAGCACCUGCCGACGUGCCCGCACGUGCUCCCAGUGCCGCCUCGAUGGCGUCUUCACUCGGCUCAGAGAGCGGUCACGUCAUGUAUCCGGGAGGCGCACAGUCAUACCCGAAUAUGCCGCAGCCCAUGCCAUCACAAUAUCAAGGCAUGACUCAGCAGCAAAAGCUUGCGCAAGCUCAAGCGCAACUUCCGCCCCAUGUCGCGAACGCACUCAGGCAGAUACCGCCCGCAAAGCAAAAGCCAAUAGUCGGAGCUGAUGGCAAGGUGGAAUCGGCGUACAAGAAGAAGAAGCGACUGCAAAAAGAAGCCGAGGCGGCAGAGGAGCAGAGGGUGGCUGCGACGCAGCAGAUGGCUUUGCAGCGCGCGCCUCCAGCUACCGUAGCGGCGUUAGCGGACCAGAAAGCCAUUAAACUUGAGUCGCAGUCGCAGGCGAUCCAGUCACCCGCGCCGCUUCAGCCGGCAGUCCCUGUUCGACCUCCCACGCCACCCAGAAAACGUCAGAAAACCGAAUAUAGGCCCAUUGUUCGGCCAACGGACACUGUCGCUAGCUGGAAUCUCGGCUUCGUUGAAGAACGUCAUGCGCAGAUCACUAGGAGCAAACGUGAGCCAAACGUCCAUCAGCUCGGCGUCGUCGAUAUCACUGCGAUGGCGAUGUCGCUGCAGUCUAGAAUACCGUCCGAGGUCUCAUACACUUUGAACGCGCUACAACUUCUUGCAGCUCACUGUCCAUCGGUGCCAGAGCGCAAAGAUCCAGUCGGUAGAUUGCCACUCGUCGAGGCCGAAGAGCUCUAUGAAGAGCUCCUGGCCCUGCUGCAAGAGGCUGCUUUCGGAUCAGUUCACGACAGCGACACAGACUUACCGGCAAAAGCAGCAGUGAGCCGGCAAUCCAAGCUGCGUCGAGUGUGGCCGUCGGCUUACAAAGAUAUGUAUGCAAUCGUCGGCGAAGAUAUUCAGACGCUCAAGCCCAAGACAGCUGUACAUACGACAAAACACAAGACUGCUGGACUCGCGACUGUUGAGCUGCUCCUCUCCUUGACCAAUCUGCUGCGCUUGCUUUCAAACAUCGACUACAAUGCUAGCUUCAUGGUCGAAGUACCCGAAACUGUUUCGACACUCGUAGAAAUCUGUCAGAUGUCGAGCACAUCGAGAAACCUCGUGUGUGAGGUCGAGAUGCGUGAUAUGCUUCAGCUCCGCAAGGAUGUUCUUCACAUCCUCGUCAAUCUACGCGACGGCAUCGAUUUGACUCUGCAAACCCAGACAACAGUUCGCGACAGCUUUGCACUUAUCCAAUUCUUCCUUCUCGGAGCCUCAGACAUCGAUUCUAUCUAUUCUGCGGCGCGCUGUGCCACUCGUUCGGGCCAGAUUAGCCACUACAUCGAUACAGCCCUGACAGCACUCUCAAGGCUCGCAUUGCUGGAUCGUAACCGAGAAGAGCUAAGCCGAGUCGUCAGCGAUAACCAAGUGUUACAGCUUUUCGAGAAUCUGACGGCCUUCAUACCAAUGUCUGAAGACGACUGCCAGGUCCUGACAACUGAGGACGGACUAGCGCAUAUCGAGCGAGUUGCCAUGUGUAUCUACAGCGUCGCCUUCUUUGCCUCGCGCGAUGCUAAGGUUCGCUUGCGGGACUCUCAGGUCGGCUUCGUGCGAACGGUCACACGCCUCGUGCGCCGCCUACACGCUUACAAUAACGAGGGCUACGACCGCAACCCUUAUGCUGUUCUCUGCGAUCGUAUGAUGAGUAUACUGCGUCUGAUUAACGAGGCCGACACAUCUACAGAGGCCACAAUUGGCCCCGGAUCUUGGUUUGGCGGCGGCGCUGCUGCAGGCUUUGGAGAAGACGAUGAAGAUCGAACGGCUGCAUCAAUCUCGACAGACAGCGCACCGGCUGUCCUCGCUGCCAAUCCGAUCGCAGUCUUUGAUAUUCUCAAUUUCCGACACAUCAGCAAAGACACAAUGAACGUCUUUUCUGGUCUGGUCAUGCGUUGAACGUAGUCUUGUCAGUCUCGCCAUAGCAACCUUGUCGAUGUCUGUCUGGAUGCUUGCAAGUCAACUAGCAUUAUGGAUUGCAACAGACGAUACAUGACGAGAAUUUACUUGGAGCAUUCACGCGCGGCAAACACCUGUUUUACGCUUGGUGAAUGCUGCAACGAGCUAGAUGCGACUGUAUGCGAACGAUUAGGGCCCUCACCAGCGGAGCGUUCUCCGUCUUUGAGAGACCGUCACAAUGCAGGGACGACCAGUCCAGACAUCGGCCGGCCGAUCUGACCUCUACAGCGCCUGGAGACCCAAUACGCAUCUUGAGGCAUUGUUAGCGAGCCCUUGAUCGAUGUGUACUGAAGUCAGCGAGAGCUCGAGCCAUCUCCAGCUGAUUGUCGAUAGCAUGAACACUGC